UCUCAAACCUACUGCCAGUGACCAAUAUACAGAACAUAGAAACACUCUUCCUGGUAUGUCUGUGGAACAAACUAAACAGAUUGAGGCUGCUAUCAAAGCAGGAAACUUCUUAGAAGCUGCUUCUAUGGUGCAGACAUUCAAGAAUUUGUCAGGCAUUGAUUUCAAUAUCGCCGUCACGGGGGAGUCGGGAUCUGGAAAAUCAUCUUUGGUCAAUGCCAUCCGGGGCCUGAAAGAUGAAGACGAAGGUGCUGCUGAGACCCGUGUAGCAGAAAUGAACAAAGAACCAGUACCAUAUUGUCAUCCUACCUGUCCCAUAAUGAUUGUCUGGGACCUGCCCUCGAUUGGAACCCCAGGUUUUCGGCCAGACACUUAUCUGAAACAAGUGAACUUCAGCCGUUACGAUGUCUUCAUCAUCAUCGCUUCAGAGAGGAGCAGAUUCUGCCACACCAAGCUGGCCCGGGAGAUCCAGAAGAUGGGAAAGAAGUUUUUAUUUGUACGCUCCAAAGUGGACUUGGACCUGUAUAAUGAGGAAAGCAAAGAGAGCUUCAGUGAAGAGAGAACCCUGGAGAAAAUCAGACAGGACUGUGUCAACAACCUGUCCAGAGUAGGGGUGAGCUCCCCGCAGGUUUUCCUUGUCUCGAGUAGGGAAUUUCAGAAAUACGAUUCUCCACAGCUGCAGAAGACUUUGCUAAAGGAAUUCUACAACCACAAGAUGGAGAAAUACGAUUCUCCAAAGCUGCAGAAGACUUUGCUAAAGGAAUUCUACAACCACAAGAAGGAGAUGUUCAGAGCCACUGAAGCCCCCAGGGACAGUGGGAUAACGGAAGAGUCGAAAGUUCACUGGGGUGAAUUAUUUUCAAAAUGGAGCAGUAAACUGCCCGGUCUGUCAGAGGAGGAAACUGAAAAAUUCCAGACGGCUGUCAAAGCUGGGAACCUCUCAGAAGCCAUGUCUGUGGUGAACAUGUCUGAGGUCAUGUUAAGAAAUACCAAGCUCAACAUCGCCAUCACAGGGAACUCGGGCUCCGGGAAGUCGUCUUUCAUCAAUGCCAUAAGAAGCUUGAAUGAUGAUGACAGAGGCGCAGCUGAGACUGGGGUGACAGAAACAACAAAGGAUCCAACUCCUUACCCCCAUCCCAUUCACCCAAAUGUGAUUGUGUGGGACCUUCCUGGGAUCGGAACAACGAAAUAUCCGGCAAAAACAUACCUGACCGAUGUGAAGGCUUGUCGUUAUGAUUUCUUCAUCAUCAUCGCAGCUGUGCGCUUCACAGAAGCUGACACCAAACUUGCCAAAGAAAUCAACAGCAUGGGGAAGAAGUUCUAUUUUGUCCGCACCAAGGUGGAUGUGGACUUAGCUAAUGAACAGAAAAAAAAAUAUUUCAAAGAGGAGAAAACUCUAGCGACAAUCAGAAAUGACUGCAUGGAGCAGCUACAAGAAGCAGGGAUCAGCUCCCCACAGGUUUUCCUGGUGUCAAGAUGGGACUUUCACAAGUAUGAUUCUCCCCAACUGCAGGAGACUUUCGCGAAUGACCUCAACAUUCACAAGAGACACGUUCUCAUCUGUGCCCUGCCCAGCACCUCUGAAGAAAUCUUGAAAGAGAAACAGAAGGCCCUGCAGGAACAGAUCUGGAAACAAGCCCUGAAGUCGUGUGCUAUCGCUGCUGUUCCUCUCCCAUUUCUCUCAGUUAAGUGCGAUGUCAACAUCUUGGUGGAGAACAUGAGGGAGUAUUGCAAGUCCUUUGGCCUGGAUGAUGGUUCCAUCAAAUCACUUGCUAAACAAGUUCGGAUGUCUGUUGCUGAGCUGAAGUCUGUGAUAAAGUCCCCUCUGGCCAAAGAUAUAACAAAAGAAGAGGCUUUGAAGCGGCUCAAAGAGGCUACAGGGGAACCUAUAAUGACAGUUAAAUAUUUUAUCAGCAUGAUACCACUGAUUGGCACUGGGAUAGCUGCAAAGAAAUCUUACAGUGCCACCUAUGAAGUGCUACAUACGUUUCUGGAUGAAGUUACAGAAGAUGCUCAACGAGUCCUGAAAAAGGCUUUGGAGGGAGCAGAGAAUAACCUAUAAGAGUGUCCCAGCCACAGCCCCGGUCUCCUUUCUGCAGUUUGAUUGUCCCAAAUGUAAACAAACCAAGAGACAAAACCA
Molecule: messenger RNA, 2137 nt
Organism: Mauremys reevesii (Reeves's turtle)
Lineage: Eukaryota; Metazoa; Chordata; Testudines; Geoemydidae
Product: interferon-inducible GTPase 5-like
Exons: 2
Coding region: 56-2059 (667 amino acids)
Cellular component (GO): membrane
Molecular function (GO): GTP binding; GTPase activity
Source: RefSeq, a predicted model, not a curated record